Scutellospora calospora is the source of this 188-nucleotide messenger RNA. The record is from the annotation of a GenBank genome assembly. Lineage: Eukaryota; Fungi; Glomeromycota; Glomeromycetes; Diversisporales; Gigasporaceae.
UUAAAUUAUUAUCAAUACCAACUUUGUCAGCUUCAGCUGAACGUAAUUGGUCGCAGUUUGGAUUUAUUCAUAGCAAAUUGCGUGCUAGAUUAGGUAAUAAUAAAGUUAAAAAAUUAGUUGCUGUAUCUCAAAAUCUUAGAAUUCAAAAAAAUAUUGUAGAGGAUAGUUGGUUUGACGAAUUACAAUAA